Babesia microti strain RI is the source of this 717-nucleotide messenger RNA. RefSeq names its product conserved Plasmodium protein, unknown function. Lineage: Eukaryota; Apicomplexa; Aconoidasida; Piroplasmida; Babesiidae. The record is from RefSeq and is a predicted model, not a curated record. The coding region runs from base 1 to 717 and encodes 238 amino acids. The transcript is spliced from 6 exons.
AUGACUGAAUCAGAUGCGGAUAUAUCCAAUUCACCAGAAAAUAUACACAUCUUAUCACCUUACGAUGAUUUUUUGUUAAAAUCAGAUUUUUCUUCUAUAGAGGACUUAGAUCCAUUGCUUGAGGGCGGGUUUAGAAAUGUAUACGACCGAAUUUGCAACUCGAAAAUUGAAUAUUCCGAACAAGCCAAUGACAAUAAAUCAACAAGUGAUUCUGAUAAAAUCGACAUUGCCAUAACUGAUUCACUGCGAUUCAAGAUUUAUGUAAAGGACAAGGACGAAGGGUUUGAUAUCAUUUCAUUACAUAUCAUGAGUGAAAACGAUUUAUUCUUCCAUUUUACACAUACGGUUAAUAAAGAAGAUUAUAAACAUAUAAACAGGGCGCAAGAAUUGUCAAUAAACUUCGAAGACUACAGCAAACUGUUGGCCAAGUUGAUAAAUACUUGUAUUAAUUCUCCAAACAAAUUUUACCCUGUGUUUACUAUAAGCCGUGAUAUGAGCGCAGAUUUGAUAUUUUUUCAGAAUUUGGAAUAUCGUCUAAUGGAAGUACUGAAAUGUAAAUGUAUUCCUUCAAAUGAGUCUACACUGCAUUCAAUAAUUGAUUAUCGCUAUAAAGUACUCAGGGCUAAAUUAUCUGCUACAAUGAAACGUCUACAUUGUUAUAGUAGUUAUGUAAAAAAUAUACAAUCUGAGAUGGAGUCUCUCGAAUUUAACCACUAA